Molecule: messenger RNA, 741 nt
Organism: Adineta steineri
Lineage: Eukaryota; Metazoa; Rotifera; Eurotatoria; Adinetida; Adinetidae
Source: the annotation of a GenBank genome assembly
AUGUCAUCGUCGGACGGUUUUCUCACAUCAUUACAAUCAAUACAGACAAAUUUAUUUCGAAUCGGUGGUCCCAUAUUAAUGGUAUUUGGUGUGGUUAGUUGUAUCGUCAGUCUCAUUGUUUUCACUCAGAAAAAUCUACGUAAAAGUCCAUGUUCCAUCUAUUUGAUAGCAGUGAAUAUUGCUAAUUUCUUAUACAUUACUUUAUCAUUAUUAUUACUUAUAUUAACAACUGGCUAUGGAAUAGAUCCUACUAAAUCUAAUCUCUUCAUGUGCCGUUUCAAUUAUUACACAACCUAUUUAUUUGGUAUUCUCAGUCCAUUUUAUCUUAUCUUAGCUUCAAUCGAUCGAGUAUUAGUCACAUCAUCAAAUGCUCGAACACGACAAAGAAGUACUCCUCGUUUAGCGUAUAUUUGUAUCGGUUGUGGAACAUUAUUUUGGAUGUUGUUUCAUUGUCAUGCAUUAAUCCUAGUAGAUAUCCAAGAAAUAGCACCUGGUUAUUUUACAUGUUCUUUUCGAGCAGGUCCAUACGUCGUUUUCCUGGGUUAUUAUUCAUUGCUCAUCAAAGCAAUUAUAGUGCCUUUGCUGAUGAUUGUUUUCGCCAUAUGGACUGCAAAAAAUAUUAGAAAAGUGCGUCAACGACGUAUUGCUCCUGUAACAACGAAUACUGGAAAUACAGCAGGGAAUUCUGAACGAUCCUUUAACUCCAAAGAUCGACAAGAUAAAAUCAAAUAUCUACGUUAA